GCUUAACGGACGCGAGUUAGUAUUCACCUACCCACUUUUGAAACAACGGACUGCACUGCACCCUCUCAUAAGCACAUGCUCGACGCGUUCAUGGGAUUUCUCUCCUAAUACCUUUCCAGUUCAUCGCGAGGAAUCAUGGGUUUCUUCAAACGCUUCAGGCGUCACAAAAGCCCCAAGAAGAGCGAAUCGCGCCCGCGCAACGACCUCUACGCCCCCGCAGUAUACGACUACCACGGCCCCGACCAGACGCAGCGACUGCCCGAUAAGGUCCUCCGCCGCAUAUUCGAACAAGUGUGUCCGCAUUCAGCCGACGAAUCUCUCGAAGGCAGCGAGGACAGCGGUCAUGAUGGCUGCAUGAGCUGUGAUAUGCGGGACCUUGCACAUUGUGCCCUGACCAAGCGACAAUGGUAUGGCGUUGCUGCAGGGUUGCUAUACAACAGCAUCCGCAUCGACGCGGUCCACUACUGCGAGCUCGAAGAGGUCUACGCCGACCAGCGCCGGCGCAAGUCGCGAAACGGCGAUGACAUUGACGCGCCCACGCUCCGGCUGCAGCAGCUCGGCCAGAGCGUGCGUGGAAACCAGUACCUCGGCCAACGCGUACGCUUCAUCAAGCUACCAUACAUGACCCGCGAGGCAUGCAAAGCUGAUCUGGCAAGAACGGUAUCGGGCUGUCCGAACAUCGAGUUCAUUGACCUUCCAGACGGCUUCUACAAUGGCGACCAGUCAUGUCAGCUGCUGCGUCAGGAGCUGCAGGCGCGCUGCCCUCAUAUCCGGAAGAUGAAAUACAACGAGGGCGGAGAGCAAUCGCUAGAGACGCUGCUCCAGGGCUACUGGCAAGAGCUCAUCUCGAUUGAGCUCAACAAAAUACAGAUAGAGCCCAGCAUCCUGAGGCAGGUCUUCGGCAUGCUGCCACGGCUUAAGAAGCUUACCAUUACUGGCGUAUCCUGGCUGAAUGACUCCACCUUCCACGAUGCACCGGGAAUCCCCAACUUUCCCGCGCUGGAAUCUCUCACGCUGACCAAGUGUCAUGGUGUUACUGCAAACGGGCUCGCUCAGUACCUCUACAACCCAAUGUGCAGUGGUAGACUGCGAACAUUGAUAUUGAAAGAUUGCGGCAGUAUUCCCGUACCUUCCCUUCACAUUAUUCUGCAAGCGGCAGUCAACCUCAAGACACUAGAAUACUUCGCCACAGUUUCCGCGUCCCUUCCUUUGGAUCCGAUACCACCCAUGACAUCGUACACGCUGCACAAACUCAAUUUUGAAGUCACCUCUAGCUCCGCGAACCAAGUAUACCCGCCAAGUGCAUCAUGCUACCAGUACCUUGCGAACUCGCUCAUCGCCAACUGCCUCCCUGCUUUGCGACAGCUCUAUGUGCGCGACCCCGAAUUUCCAGAAGUCCUCACGCUUGCGCCACCGAUCCGGCCAUUUAGCGAAGCACCGCCGCCCAUGUUCAAUCAGCCAUUGGAGGUUUACUCCAAGGGUCUGGACGAGUUGGACUGGAUCUUCACAUCUAUCAUGCCCCCCGAGGCACAGGGACGCCGAGCAUCAGUGUCAGUAGGACGACCACUGAGCAGCUAUUCAGCACACAAGGGUCUGGGACCCCAAUGGGGUGGAGACGCUCGUAAGAGUAUCGUGGUACCAAACGGCUUCGGUGGUUUCCUAGCUGUACCUGCAGACAACGAUGGGAGACCCAGGAGUGCUGGGCACAUGGCGCCUAGUGGAGGCUUCGGCCACGGCUACUCCAACUCGCUUGGUGGCAGGGAGCCAAGUCCACGUGCCAGCUGGAUGAGCCACGCGGGUCGCGAGAAGCGAGCUUCGAGGGCUGACCUCUGGCGAUGAUUUGUGCAGUCGCCACAUGCAUUCAUCUCUUUUUCCAUUUCUUUUUUUCACUUCUCACGUUUUGGAUACCCGUCCAUUCUUCUUCACCUUCAUAGGCGAUCUUUGUAAGAUACCAAGAGGAGUUAUUUUUGAUCUUUACAGGGGUACGGUGCGAUACUGGGAUGAAUCAUUGAGAUGGCUGGCACGAACGAAGAUACCUCUGAUGUGGGAUUGGGGUUGGUUGGCUAUCUGUAAAUAAGAAAGAAUUACAAAAGCCUCAGAAUACGGUGG
Molecule: messenger RNA, 2109 nt
Organism: Alternaria alternata
Lineage: Eukaryota; Fungi; Ascomycota; Dothideomycetes; Pleosporales; Pleosporaceae
Product: F-box domain-containing protein
Exons: 2
Coding region: 136-1839 (567 amino acids)
Source: RefSeq, a predicted model, not a curated record